Spodoptera littoralis (African cotton leafworm) is the source of this 3036-nucleotide messenger RNA. NCBI's taxonomy places the organism in Eukaryota, Metazoa, Arthropoda, Insecta, Lepidoptera, Noctuidae. The record is from the annotation of a GenBank genome assembly.
AUGAGCAAAGAACAUUUAGCCGGUGGUUCCAUGUUAUGCCGACAACGAUUCAAGGGUGUCGAGAACUUUUUAAGAAGAAUUGCAUUUAACUUAGGCAAUACACCGUCACAAACCGAGGUUAAAAUUAUAUCCUGUAUACCAAUUGACGUCACAGAUUUGCAACAAAAAAUACUGCAUUUAGAGAAACAACUGGAUGGUGGUAACAGUCCAGUAGCAUCAGAUUCGCUUAAAGAUAGCAAAAAUCUGAAAUGUAACAAACAAAUCCCGAGCAGGCGGACCACUGUAAACGCAGCGAUUGUAGAUUCUAAAUUCCCUGAAGUGUCCACUGCAGCGGUAUCCUGCAAAUCGCUGGAUUGCGAUCAGAGUACGAGCCCAACAUGUUUACAGAAAAGAGGAAAGUCCAACGUUUCGUUUAUUUUUCCGAAUGUAGACCCUAAUGCUAUAUCCGACCAGCCAUUUUCCUGUGGCAACUCUGAAUUAUCCCAAGGUGCUGAAGACGUAAUAAAAGCUAACUAUCAAAGUUACGAAGCCGCUCACAAGAUGACUGAACCAAAACCAAGCUGUCAUCGGAAAACGUUCUUUAAAAAGAAAAAAAAGACGAUCAAAUAUAAAAAGGGGACCUCGCCAUUUGUUUACUACGCACAAACGAACAACAGCUCUCCGUUUACUAAGUCCGAUCAAACAGAGGAUCCAAAAUGCGAAAGUGAUGUUAUGAGUCGUUCAUAUUUGGCUCAAAUGAUUAACAAGCAAUACAAACCUAAAAUUAUAGGAGAUAACUUAUCUAUCUUAAGUCAGUUCUCAUCACCUGUCUGCAGAGAUGUCCAGCCGCGUGUCGGGGGAACUUGUCGAUGUGAGUCUGACAUAUGCUCCUGUUGUUAUGGCCCUUUCCACAACAUUGACAAUCACAUGAACAGACUGAUUAAUCCACAGACUUACAUGCUUAAUGCGAUCAACUUAGGUAACAUGUAUUAUGACACCAAACAAUACGACAUGAUUCCAGUGAAAGAAAAGCCAGUGAAAUUGAAUACAGAGUCGGCUCGAAAAAAAGAGCAGAAACCAUAUUUCGAUAUAAAAUGCUGGCCGGAGAGUAUACGCUCUAAGUACCACCACUCGAUGUACCCUAUUCCAGCGGGCAAUGUCUACAUGCCGCCAGCUGAUUGUGUGUUCAAAGAUAGAUACGACUCCCACGGGAAAAGAAUCCCCACAAAAAUGAAUCGUAUAGAACCGAUCGUAAGAAAACUAGUAAAACGAAGGAAGGAAGUUUACAAACGAGAGCGGCCGCUGUCUAUUGAGACGACGAAAAGUUGUUCUGUAGAUUUUGGAAAUAUUUAUUCUAAAAAAAAUUGCAAGAAACCCAAGAAACAGGAGAUUCGGCAAACUCUUAUGCCAUCUAAAAAGAACGCCGAAUGUUUAACUACCAACAUAGUAACUAAAAAUUGUAAUACCAUUGAAUGCCAGACAGCCACGAACAUACCUGCAAAUAAUCGAGCUGACGCUAAAACUGAACAAACAUUAAAUCAGAUCAAAGUUAUACUUCAAUCGGUUCUAGCAGAAGUUAAAGUGACUACGCAAACGAAAAAUCAAGUUAUUCGAGAUAAACCCAAGAAAGAUGCAGUCGUCCAAAAAGGACAGUCGCAUAACAACAUGCAAGGAUCCACUUUAAUGAAUAGUUUCAAUUAUAGCCCUUAUAGCACUAUGAACCCGUCUGCCUAUAUGGCGACGUGCUCGCGACAAUUAAACCCCAGUCAACUGGCAGGAGUUAUGCCCAAUCAGUUGUAUUACUCGCAUGAGGGAAUGAAAUGUUUCCACAACUUCCCACUGUUUAUACAACCUCCAGGAGGAAGACCCAUGUGUGCGAGCUGCUACCGCAACAGCUCUCACAUCAAAUCUAGUUAUAUGAAGCACGCGGCAACGAUUGCCACCAAUACCGAACAAGUUCAAGAAGAGCGUACCAAGGAAACAGAAAAACUAAUAAAAGAGAUAUAUAAGUCCAUGGCCUUAACUAUGGACUUACCGAAUAAAGAUUCUUCACUCAGCGAAUAUGAUGAAAUAUUAAAACCAAUGAUAUUAAAAUCAGAGCCAAAAAAGCAACCAAAAAAAAUUAGGAAUGUUGUACAAGCUGUAUCUGAAUUAUUUAUAAAGAAAGACAUGGUAGACACGUCAGACACCCUCAAUACAACGAUCGAAAGUAAGGUACUGUCUAACGAAGUGACCACACAAUCUCAAAUGGUGACAACUACUGAUACUUCUGAUAGGAUACGAGACGAAAGCUAUAACAACUAUAUACGCAUUAACCACACGCAACCGACGGACCCGGAACUACAGAGAAAAGUAGUUCGUGAAACCUUGGUGCAGCACAGUGAUACUGUCGAGACAGAGACAUCAAGUACAGACUAUGAUAUGGAGUCGACAACUCCAGUUAACGACCUGGAACCUAAACAAAAAAAAGAAAAGCAAGGUUUAUUUAGCAAGAUGUUAAAAUCUGUGAAGCUCUUCAAGGUAAAAGAAAAACCGAAGCAGAUGAGUGUAAGAACUGAGAGCGAAGAAGAAUCUACCAGUGACUCAGAUGAUUACCAGACGGUGUAUAGUCAGAAAAUUGAGAAAAGUGUUAAAAACCCGUAUCGGCCACACAACCUGCCAAAGCGUAAAACCCAUUCGAAGAUAUCUUACAAACAAAUAUACCAAAGAGAUAGAAGUCCUGAGAAAAAGAGGUCGCCCUACAUGGAACAGGAGUACCGGAGGUACUGGGACGAGAGGUUGAUGUUCCAGAAUAACAGAGCGCGCCGCUCCUCGGAGCGGAUGUACUCCGACCUGACAAAUGCCUAUCGUGCUCGCUACCAAACUUACGAAGCCAGGAGUGCUCUUAUUGAACCAAAGUCGACGAGUCCGAAAACUGGACGGAAAACAAACAGAGCAGUGAAUAGUGACAAUAAACUGAAGGGGUCGUCCAAAGGGAUGCCGUGGCUGCGGAAACAUAAGCCGGGCAUCCAUUGCGGGUGCGGCGAGGCGUGGAAGAAGAAGUUACUUGAAGGUUAA